AUGAAACUGAUGUGGACCCUCCUUCCUCUUCUUCUCCUAGACCUAACUGUCUUCACUCCAGCCCUGCCCUUCUCAAAACGACAUAUAGACAAUCCCAAGUCGUUGGUCCCUGGAGGAAACCGCCGAUAUUGUGAUGUGAUGAUGAGGCGCCACUGGCUGAUUCACAAGGGUAAAUGCAAGCAGAUCAACACCUUCAUUCACGAGAAUCUGUCCACGAUCGAGGAUUUCUGCAGAACUCCACCAGUGCCCUGUAUCAACAGCCCUUCUAUGAACAAUUGCCACGACAGCACUCAUGAUGUCAGUGUCACUGACUGCUUCGCCAGCGCAGGAGCCCGACCCCCUCAUUGCCACUACCGCAAGAAGGAUUCCACCAGGUCCAUCCGUGUGGGCUGUGAGAAGGGGGAACCUGUUCACCUGGACGGCUAG
Molecule: messenger RNA, 426 nt
Organism: Sciurus carolinensis (gray squirrel)
Lineage: Eukaryota; Metazoa; Chordata; Mammalia; Rodentia; Sciuridae
Product: ribonuclease 4-like
Exons: 1
Coding region: 1-426 (141 amino acids)
Molecular function (GO): nucleic acid binding
Source: RefSeq, a predicted model, not a curated record